Messenger RNA from Strongylus vulgaris, 804 nucleotides. Lineage: Eukaryota; Metazoa; Nematoda; Chromadorea; Rhabditida; Strongylidae. The record is from the annotation of a GenBank genome assembly.
AUGGCGAAGGAGCUUGGUCUUAUUUCUAAUCUCAAAUCAUACCCGCCGGCGGUAUUUUUGAUGCUUGGGAAUGAAUUCUGUGAGCGAUUCUCGUUUUAUGGAAUGAAGGCCAUUCUCACUCUAUACUUUAUCUAUGAACACGGUUACACUGAGAGGUACUCUGUACUGGCGCAUAUUAUUAUAUGUAGUGAUGAAACACAUGAAGAAAAGUUGGAAAUGAAGGGUCAAACUGUUGUGCUUCCUCUCGAAAGCAUAAAACACCAGAGACAACCAAUUGGAGAGUCAAAAGAUUGUGAUUUGCAAAUUUUAUUCGAAAAGAAUAGUGUAUGGCUACCUUCUAGCAUAAUCAAAUAUCGAGCGAGAGCGAACUCGUUAACAGUUGGCUCUCAUGCAACGCGCGCCACGCUUCACAUAUCCCAAGUGGCCGUCAUGGUGUCUUACCUCAAAGCGCUCAGGUGCUUAGAAAGGUUAUCCUCUAUGGUUCAUCUAUCUAUGUUCUCGGACACGUAUUGUUAUCUUUUGGAGCUGUGCCAACUAUGGGAUUGUUUCUCCGAGGAGCAACAAAAUCUCCGUUCACAAUUCUUUUCCUUCUUCUACUUUGCUAUCAAUGGCGGCUCAUUAUUCGCCAUUAUCCUCACCCCAAUUCUUCGUGGCCGAUUCUCCGAGGAGCAACAGAAUCUGCGCUCACAAUUCUUUUCCUUCUUCUACUUUGCUAUCAAUGGCGGUUCAUUGUUUGCCAUUAUCCUCACGCCAAUUCUUCGUGGGCGAACGGGAAGUAAGUACGAGUACGAUAACGACGAUUAA